Molecule: messenger RNA, 5776 nt
Organism: Myxocyprinus asiaticus (Chinese sucker)
Lineage: Eukaryota; Metazoa; Chordata; Actinopteri; Cypriniformes; Catostomidae
Product: zinc finger protein 814-like
Exons: 6
Coding region: 76-3918 (1280 amino acids)
Biological process (GO): regulation of transcription by RNA polymerase II
Cellular component (GO): nucleus
Molecular function (GO): DNA-binding transcription activator activity, RNA polymerase II-specific; RNA polymerase II cis-regulatory region sequence-specific DNA binding
Source: RefSeq, a predicted model, not a curated record
ACUCACAGUUGGUUUAGAUGUUCAGCUGCUGUGUGUCUGUUUAUGUCUUUCAUGUUGUGAUGUUUAUGUGUUGAGAUGUUGAAGAUGAGUUUGCAGGUGGAUUUGAUGUGCUGUAAAUCAGUAGGAACUGAUCUGUCCAUGCUGGAUAUUGAUGAUUUGAUGACAGAAAUCUCACAGCUGAAGAAAGAGGUGGUGUUAUUGGAGGCAAAGCUGAGGGAAAGAGGAGAUCCAUUGAACGGAGAGGAGCUGGAGAAGGUUUCCUGUCAAUCUUCAGUGUGUGUGACUGAUGGGACCUCCACAGAAUGUCAGGAUUCAGUGUGGAGCAUCAGAGAUCAGAGAUCUGAACAGAGAUCCAGAAACACACAGGACUCAGAGCUCAGCCUCACUUUACUCUGUUAUACUGACACUCAGGAGAGUGUGUGUGACAGUAAUCAGGGUGAUCAAACCUCCACAGAGUCUCUGGCUUCAGUCUGUAAUGCUGGAGAACAGCAGAUGCUGCAGAUACCAUUGAAGAUGUGUUCAGUGAAGCUGCUGGACUGCAGGAACCUGAUGGAGAUGAGAGGAGAUACCACAGCAGAGGAACAGCAGAGUGAUGAAGAUGAAGGUGAUGAUGAUGAUGCUGAUGAUGAGGAUUUUAUUCAGCAUGACAAUCAUGAUGAUGAAGAAGAUGAUGAUGAUGAUUUUAUUCAACAUGACAAACAUGAUAAAGAUGAGGAUGAUAAUGAUUUUGUUCCUUCAGAUGCAGACAAAGGUUCAUCUUUUAAUGGAGAAAUGGCUUCUACAUCAAAAGAGUGUCUGACAGCACAGAGUCUUUCCUGCAUUACCUGUGAGAAGACAUUCAGCUCAAAGGGACAUCUAGCGAGACAUGAAAGAAGACACACAGAACAGAAAUUCUUCAAAUGCAGGAGAUGUGGGAGCAGCUUUUCUACCGCAGAAGAGAAGAAACUCCAUUCAGAAGUGCACAGAGGAAAGGGGUUCCGCUGUGAGCAGUGCGGGAAGGUAUUCUUUGUUCCUUCUCUUCUAGAAGUUCACAUGAAGACACAUUGUAACGAAAAGCCUUUCCACUGCAGUGAGUGUGACAAGUGUUUCAAAACUAAAGGAAGUCUUGUUUCUCAUGAGAGAAUACACACGGGAGAGAAACCGUACAAGUGUCCUCACUGUGAGAAGAGAUUCACCUAUGGAAACUAUCUGAAGAUACAUGUCCGUGUGCACACCAAUGAGAGGCCAUAUCAGUGCAGUGAAUGUGGGAAAACAUUUGCAGGGUCAGGUAGUCUAAAGUCUCAUCAGAAAAUACACUCUGAAGAGAAACCCUAUCAAUGCUCACACUGUGAUAAACAUUUCCGUCACAAAUCUCAGCUGAGACUCCAUGAGAGAAUGCACUCUGGAGAGAAACCUUACCUCUGCUCUCACUGUGGAAAGAGCUUUUCUGGUCCAAGUAGUCUUCAGUUUCAUCUGAGAGUCCACACGGGAGAAAAGCCUUAUAACUGCAGUGUUUGUGGGAAGAGUUUCAGUAAAUAUGGUGUCUUUGUAAAUCACCAGAGAACACACACUGGAGAAAGACCUUACAAAUGCACUCAGUGUGACAAAAUGUUUGCUCGACCAGAUGUCCUGAAAACCCAUCUGAGAGUGCAUACAGGAGAGAAACCUUACAGCUGCUCUAUCUGCGGGGAGGGAUUCGCUUAUUUAGGAAGUUUUAAUAUUCAUAAAAAGAAACAUGCUAAAGAACAACCUGCCCUGGAAUCAUUAUAUUUAUGUGUUGAGAUGUUGAAGAUGAGUUUGCAGGUGGAUCUGAUGUGCUGUAAAUCAGUAGGAACUGAUCUGUCCAUGCUGGAUAUUGAUGAUUUGAUGACAGAAAUCUCACAGCUGAAGAAAGAGGUGGUGUUACUGGAGGCAAAGCUGAGGGAAAGAGGAGAUCCAUUGAACGGAGAGGAGCUGGAGAAGGUUUCCUGUCAAUCUUCAGUGUGUGUGACUGAUGGGACCUCCACAGAAUGUCAGGAUUCAGUGUGGAGCAUCAGAGAUCAGAGAUCUGAACAGAGAUCCAGAGACACACAGGAUUCAGAGCUCAGCCUCAUUUUACUCUGUUAUACUGAUGCUCAGGAGAGUGUGUGUGACAGUAAUCAGGGUGAUCAAACCUCCACAGAGUCUCUGGCUUCUGUCUGUAAUGCUGGAGAACAGCAGAUGCUGCAGAUACCAUUGAAGAUGUGUUCAGUGAAGCUGCUGGACUGCAGGAACCUGAUGGAGAUGAGAGGAGAAACCACAGCAGAGGAACAGCAGAGUGAUGAAGAUGAGGAGGAUUUUAUUCAAUAUGACAAUCAUAAUGAAGAAGAAGAACAUGAUGAUGAUGAUGAUGAUGAUUUUAUUCAACAUGAUAAAGAUGAGGAUGAUAACGAUUUUGUUCCUUCAGAUGCAGAAAAAGGUUCAUCUUUUAAUGGAGAAAUGGCUUCUACAUCAAAAGAGUGUCUGACAGCACAGAGUCUUUCCUGCAUCACCUGUGAGAAGACAUUCAGCUCAAAGGGACAUCUAGCGAGACAUGAAAGAAGACACACAGAACAGAAAUUCUUCAAAUGCAGGAGAUGUGGGAGCAGCUUUUCUACCGCAGAAGAGAAGAAACUCCAUUUAGAAGUGCACAGAGGAAAGGGGUUCCCCUGUGAGCAGUGUGGGAAGGUUUUCUUUGUUCCUUCUCUUCUAAAAGUUCACAUGAAGAGACACAGUGAUGAAAAGCCUUUCCACUGCAGUGAGUGUGGCAAGUGUUUCAAAACUAAAGGAAACCUUGUUUCUCAUGAGAGAAUACACACAGGAGAGAAACCGUACAAGUGUCCUCACUGUGAGAAGAGAUUCACCCAAGGAAACGAUCUGAAGAUACAUGUCCGUUCGCACACCAAUGAGAGGCCAUAUCAGUGCAGUGAAUGUGGGAAAAGCUUUGCAGGGUCAUAUAGUCUAAAGUCACAUCAGAAAAUACACUCUGAAGAGAAACCCUAUCAGUGCUCACACUGUGAUAAAUGUUUCCGUCACAAAUCUCAGCUGAGACUCCAUGAGAGAACACACUCUGGAGAGAAACCUUACCUCUGCUCUCACUGUGGAAAGAGCUUUUCUGGUCCAAGUCAUCUCCAACUGCAUGUGAGAGUGCACACAGGAGAAAAGCCUUAUAACUGCAGUGUUUGUGGGAAGAGUUUCAGUAAAAAACAAAACUUAGUACAACACCAGAGAACACAUACUGGAGAGAGACCUUUCAAAUGCACUCAGUGUGAAAAAACGUUUGCUCAACCAGAUGUCCUGAAAACCCAUCUGAGAAUACACACGGGAGAGAAACCGUACAAGUGUCCUCACUGUGAGAAGAGAUUCACCUACGGACACUAUCUGAAGAUACAUGUCCGUUCGCACACCAAUGAGAGGCCGUAUCAGUGCGGUGAAUGUGGGAAAACCUUUGCGGGGUCAGGUAGUCUAAAGUCACAUCAGAAAAUACACUCUGAAGAGAAACCCUAUCAAUGCUCACACUGUGAUAAACGUUUCCGUCAUAAAUCUCAGCUGAGACCCCAUGAGAGAACACACUCUGGAGAGAAACCUUACCUCUGCUCUCACUGUGGAAAGAGCUUUUCUGGUCCAAGUCAUCUCCAACUACAUGUGAGAGUGCACACAGGAGAAAUGCCUUAUAACUGCAGUGUUUGUGGGAAGAGUUUCAGUAGAAAACAAAACUUAGAAAAACACCAGAGAACACACACUGGAGAAAGACCUUACAAAUGCACUCAGUGUGAAAAAACGUUUGCUCAACCAAAUGUCCUGAAAAACCAUCUGAGAAUGCAUACAGGAGAGAAACCUUACAGCUGCUCUAUCUGCGGGGAGAGAUUUGCAUAUUCAGGAAAUUUUAAUAUUCAUAAAAAGAAACAUGCUAAAGAACAACCUGCCCUGGAAUCAUUAUAGCAUCUUUUCACAGCUCAGUUGUGCUCUCAUUGACAGUAGAGGACAGUAUCACAUUAACCUUUGAUGUGGAUUGAGAAUAAAGAUGAAUUCAUUUAAAUAGUUAAUGUAGCUGUGUUAGUAACGAUAUGAUUUAAUCAAGGGGUCAGAGUUUGGCUGUAUUUUUAAGAGCUUAAGAAAUUGACUUUUCUCUGUCUGCUGCCUUUGAUGACACAACUCCGUUGUAUAGUCGCUAGUGAAGGAUUUGCGACGUUGUUGUGGAGCGAUUCGCUUGGCAACAUUGUCAGAAUGUCAUUUUUAUGCAUUUCUAGAGUAAGGGAUAUGUAAGGGAUCAUGUCAAUUUCAUUACAAGGGGAUGAGAUGGACAAUCUCGAGUUUCAAAUCUUCAUUGAUUUUCAAAACCUUAAAUCUUUCUUUUGUGGAACACAAAAGGAAAUAUUUUUCUGUAGUGCUGCAACUAACAAUUAUUUUGAUAAUUGAUUACUCUGGACUUGGAAUCUAUUCCAAAAAGAAUCGAUUCUUCAAUUUUCGAUGUAUUGGGAAUUGAGAAUCGUUCCUGAAGCCUUAACAGCACUAAUUCAAAAUGACUGCUGCUAAACGAUCAUAAUUUCCUGACUGAUUUUGUAGUCAGUCAGCCAUCAGUAAAUUCAUCCUCUUUUUUUUUUUUUUCAGUAUGAAGCAAUCACAUAAGCCCUUCAACACAUCAGAUUGCUGCUUUCCAGACCGAUAUAGUGUGCCAUAUUUUACUUUGGGUUAAACAAAUAAUCAAAUAAAAUGCCAAAUUUGGGAAAGAAAUUGCCAUAAAAAAAACAACGAUUUUACAGCAGGGGAACCAAUUCCUAAUGUUUUGCAAGCAUUCUCUUUGUUAUAUUUUUAAUUACCAUAAUCUAACAUUCCCAGAAUGUUGCAGGGAGGGUUGUGUGACAACCUAAAUAGAACUAAUACAGAAUGCUCUCAAAUGGUUAUUUUUAGGUUUCAUUUGUAAAACCAUAACCGAACCAAUUCCUAACUUUUUGGGAGCAUUCUCUUUGUUUAAUUACCAUAAUCUAACAUUCCCAGAACAUUACAGGGAGGGUUUUGUGUGUGACAACCUUAGAAGAACUUAAACAGAACGAACUCUAAUGGUUAUUUUUAUCAUAUAUUUCCAUUCACAUUUUUCCAUUAUUUUUCAUGAUCAUUUAUUUGAUUGUCACGUUGCAGAGAGGCUGAUAUACAACAUCACAGUGUAUGGGAUUAGAAUGCAUUAUAAUGAACUCAUGUAAAAAGCAUUCCAGACAAAUCUUCCUGCGUCUGAUCUAUGCGCACACAUUAUAUCCGCACGCGAUUUAUUCCCUCACAGAAAUUUGCGCAAUCUGGCAAUUUAAAAAUGAAUGGUCAUUGGAACGACUCACUGACAGACAGCCGUUGAUUGAUUUCCUCAAUAAAUAAUUAUUUUUAGACAAGGCUGUAGCCAGGAAAUUACUUUUGGGUGGGCCUCAAUAAAAAUGGAUGGGCCAAAUUUUUGUUUUUCCCCAAAUUUGCCUUGCAGCAGAAAGGCCUCUCUCAUAUUCUGGGUGCGCCUGGGUCUAAUUUGGGAGGGCCCAGCCCACCUUUGGCUACGCCCCUGCUUCUAGAUGUGAUAUUAAAUAUUUAUCUUAUCGAUUUGAUAAAGAUUUGACUCAUUAUGGAAAAGAACGUGUUGUAUGAGUGUAACGGAGAUGGGUUUUUUUGUUUAUUGACUACGACUGAAGAGAAACAGAGAUGUCUUUGUGAAACUCUACACAGUGGUAAGAAAUUAAUUUAAUAUUAGCCUAGUUAAAGUUAAUUAAAGGUUUAUUCAAUUUUUAAUGUCUUUCAAUAAAUUUCUGGUUUUAAAAACCCU